AUGACUAGUUUUCGUUCUAGAGUUGGCAUAGCUGUACAUGAUCGUAAGAUAUACGCCAUUGGAGGGUUCAAUGGACAUGACCGCCUCAAGAUAGUCGAGUCUUACGACUACAAUAAGAAUGAGUGGACGCCGGUAAGAGCUUCCACUUACCUUCGAUCAGUUGCGGUUGAUAACGCCUUGUUUUUUCCGGUUGCACCGUUAACGAAGAAGCGCUCUGCUCUUGCCGCUGCGUUCUUCAAUAGCAAGCUUUACGUGUGUGGUGGUUAUGAUGGUAUAACAAGCCUUGCAACUGUGGAGGUGUACUGCCCAGAAAAGAACAUGUGGGAACUUGGAGAAUCUAUGACAAAGCAGCGUAGCGCCGCCGGCGUAGCAGUUCUUGACGGAUACCUAUACGUGAUGGGAGGUCACGACGGCAUGUCAAUUUUUUCAUCGGUGGAGCGAUUUUCGCCUGAGAAAGGACAGUGGGAGGCCGUGCCCUCGAUGCUUUCGAAACGAUGUCGGCUUGGCGCCACAACGUUGAACGGCAAAAUUUAUGUGUGCGGAGGGUAUGAUGGUGCUCAAUUCCUUAAUAGUGUUGAAUGCUUUGAUCCAGUGACAAUGAGGUGGUCACCAGUGACACCGAUGAACAUCAAACGCAGCCGUGUGUCGCUGGUUUCGAAUGCGAACUCGAUAUACGCUAUCGCUGGGUAUGAUGGCAUGUCGAACCUUUCUUCAAUGGAAGUAUACCGUGAAGAGACGGAUCAAUGGGAGUUGUCGACGCCACUCGGAUCACAUGAAGGAGGUGUAGGUGUGGGAGUCAUCCCAAUCCCGCCUAACAUGUUAGCUGGAUAA
Messenger RNA from Ostertagia ostertagi, 831 nucleotides. The record is from the annotation of a GenBank genome assembly. NCBI's taxonomy places the organism in Eukaryota, Metazoa, Nematoda, Chromadorea, Rhabditida, Trichostrongylidae.